AUGCUUGUGGUAACCGCGCACUUCCUCUCGCUCAUCACUGUCGCCAACGCUAGCGUGCCGACAUGCGCCAGCCUCGCAGCUCAAGGUAGCUCCCUCUUUGAACCUCCUGCGCAAUGCGGGCUUCGAGGAAGUUUCCGAUGCAGCAGACUGGCCCUCGCCCCUGUCGUCCUGGGUGCCGCUCGCAGCACAGCAGCAAGGGCAGAUGGCGGAGGGGGUACAGGGGGCGGGGGAGGGGGGAGGGGGAGGGGAGGUUCCCCCCGGGACCCGUCCGUUGCUGCUGAGGGCGGUCGGUUCGUUCGCCUGCAGCCCAGCGACGGCAGUGGUGGCACCGGUGGCGAGCUUUGGGGCAGCGGGGCGAGCGAGAGUGAAGGGGCAGUGUGGCCGGUGCAGGGCCUGGGGCAGCUGCUGUGUGUCGCGGAAGGGGGAGAGCAGCAGCAGCAGCAGGAGCAAGAGUUUUUGCUGUAUUUCUAUGCAAGGGUGCGCGAGUGCAUGAUGGAUACGUCUCUUGCCGCUGGAGUGCGGCCGAUGCGAGCCAUGAUCGUCGCCGUGCCCCUGCCAUCGCCACCACAAGCCAAUGUCGCCAGCAGCAACGGCGGCGGCAGCGGCAGCAGCAGCAGUAGCAGCAGCACUGUGGACGAGGGCGAGCUAGCCAGGGCAUCAAUGGAGCAUCGGCGCGUUGCUCUGCACGUCGUGCUGCUGGAGGGAAAGGAGGCGGACAGCGGCAGCGGCAGCACGUCGUCUGAUGGCUCUGGGGAACAGCCUGUUCCCAUUGACGUGCCCGUUCCCUUACCUCCGACCGUGCCUGGGGGUGCUUCCGUGCCUGGGGGUGCGUCCGUCCCUGGGGGUGCGUCCAUGCCUGGGGGUGCGUCCGUGCCUGGGGGUGCGUCCGUGCCUGGGGGUGCGACUGUAGCAUCAACAGCAGCGGUGGAAGGCAGGUCACUGACGUCGGCGGCAGCGGCACCGGGGAGCAUUGAUGUGGAUCUAAUCACGGUGGCUCCCAGAGGCACAGGUGCGCUCAGAGGCACAGGUGCGCUCAGAGGCACAGGUGUGCUCAGAGGCACAGGUGCGCUCAGAGGCACAGGUGCGCACAGAGGCACUGGUGCGCCCAGAGGCACUGGUGCGCCCAGAGGCACUGGUGUUGGCUCCACUCACAACAGGACGCGGGCCUUGUCCCCUUCCCCACGCCCCACGCCCUUCCCCCUCGUCUCCCCCGCCUCCCCCACUUCCCCCUGCCGCCCCUACUCCUUCUCCUCCUCCUUCUCCUUCCGCCUCUCCUCCCCCCAACCCGCUGUUGCUCUCGGGGCCGACGGCUUUGCUUUCGUUCUCCUGCCCGACCCAACCCUCGGGCUGCCCGGGCCAAACAUGGGAUACGGCAGGAGGCCUUACCGGCAGGAGGAGAUGUUUGUGGAGUUGGAAGGGGGGGAAGAACAAUUGUGUGAGGUGGAGAACGGGGCCGUUACAUGCACCACGAUUGGCGGCAGCAGCGGCAGUGGCGUCACCCUCAACAGCAGCCUGCCACAUCAGCACAGCCUGGCAGUGGAGUUUGACACGUCAUCAACCCGUCUGUUUUCGGACCCAACGGUGCACCACGUGGGGAUCAACGUGGAUUACAGCAUGACGUCAGCAGGCCAUGCGUCCGUGCACCCCGCGGGCAUGGCCUCGCUGGGCGGCAACAAGAAGGAGAACGAGACGCUGCAUGCGUGGGUGGCCUACAACGCCACCGCCUCGCUGCUCUCCGUGCGCCUCUCCUCCUCGCCCGCCAUGCCCCCCUCCGCCCUCCUCUCCCUCCCCUUCAAUACCUGUGACCUUUUUCACAUUGCUCCGAAGGAGGACGGAGGGGAGGGGGAGGCCGUUUUGGUGCAUGCGGGGUUUGCAGCCGGCACGGGGUUGCUGCCGCUGCACACUCAGACGCACGACAUCCUCUCCUGGAAGGUGAGCGGGAGAGUGGCAGGAGUCAUGGCAAGGUCGCCGGCGCCUCUCCCCGUGUGGCAGCAGCCGUGGCUCGCCUUGCCCUUCCUCACGCCAGCUGCGCCCUUCACUGCCUCGGGUGCAGCUCGCCUCGGCAUCUCCUCGCUGCAGCUCACCCCGGGCAACCAGGAGGAGGAGUCAGGCUCCGCCUUCUUCCCCCUCCCCCUGCCCCUGCUCUCGCUCCUCCCCCCUCCUCCCCCCCGCAAGGGGAGGAACAAGGGCGGAAAGACGGAUGCACUGGUGUGCAAGGCUCGGUCCUUCACCUCGUGGUUUGCGUUUGAUCUCAGGGGAAAAGAGACCAAUGGGUUUGGGGUGGUUUUUGUGCUAAGUACUCGGCCGGGGGUGGGUCAAGGAGGGACGGGCAUGGGAUACGGCCGGGACGCGGACGAGAGGGAUGCGAAUGGGACGUGGGCGGAUGGAGGGAGGAGUGUGGCGGUGAUGUUUGAUGCCUUUAGCGGCAUUGACCCUAACUAUGCCAUUUACAAGGAUGUGGCGAUUCUCUCCAUUCACACUGACUUUAACGUGACACGGCGGCUGGCUUUUUCGUCUCAAAAGAAAUACACUUCAUCCUCGUUAUACAGCAUGAGGGUGGACUAUACGGCUGCCACUAAGACUCUAGAGGCAGUGACUUAUAAAGGGGCAACGAGGAUGGGGAGUGUGAAGCUGACGCUUGACCUGUGCUCUGUGUUCUACGAUGGCAACAGCAGCACUGAGGGAGUGAUUACGGUGUUUGCUGGGUUCAGCAGUGCCAGCACGCAGGCAUCUGUCCAGUCCAUCAAAGCGUGGACGUUCCGUUUCACAGAGUUCCCCGCAUGUCGCCUUAACAACACUGACACGUGUGCACCCGGCGUGUGCCUUGAGGGCUAUGAUGCCUCCUCCUUCUGCCUCUGCCCGCCCGCCUUCUUCCCCCUCGACUACUCUAACCCCCUCAAGCAACCCUGUAACCAAGGUUCUCAUCGUUUUUUGAAGCCCAUCCCCGUCACGUACCAUCCUUCUUGCUGCCGCCGCCCACUCUAUGUGAUUUCAAUCGACCCGGUCUGCUGGCACCCCCCGGCCCCCCGUGUCCCCCCACCCCGCAUCCCCUUUUCUACCAUCUUCCCCUCUGUCCAAUGUCCCCCUCUUUCCUCUUUCUUCCCCCAUAAUCCCCCUCUGCCCUCUGUCCCUCUGGCUUUCCCCCUUUUCCCCUCCUCCCCCGUUCCCCCUUUUCCCCUCCUCCCUCGUUCCCCCUUUUCCCCUCCUCCCCCGUUCCCCCUUUUCCCCUCCUCCCCCGUUCCCCCUUUUCCCCUCCUCCCCCGUUCCCCCCUUUCCACCUGCCCUCUAUCCACCAGUGAGCAAGGCCGCUACUCGAGUGCCAUUCUUCCCAGCACCCCCCGGCCUCACAUGCCCUCUGCUGCUCGACAUCUUUGA
Closterium sp. Naga37s-1 is the source of this 3375-nucleotide messenger RNA. The record is from the annotation of a GenBank genome assembly. NCBI's taxonomy places the organism in Eukaryota, Viridiplantae, Streptophyta, Zygnematophyceae, Desmidiales, Closteriaceae.